AGGGGAGGGAAGCGGAUGAGAAGUGGGCGUGGCCAGCGUGCUGAGUGCAUUGGAAGCCGCGGGAGAGAGAGGCAGGAAGUGAGUAUGGAUGCCACUCAGCGCCUUGACUACAGUGAUGGUGAGGAUGAUACGGCAGUAAAUAGAGACAGACCUGCGGGCAACCUGCAUAUGUUUGCUGGGAUCCAUGGACCAGCACGGGAUUUCCCCAUUUACUACGGGCAGAAUAUCAUUGGCCGUCAUGCUAGCUGCGAUAUCACCCUGCCGGCGCAGUCCGUGUCCAAGAAACACGCCAUCCUGCAAGUGAGAGGGGAUUGUCACACCAUAUGUGACAAGGGCAGCCUCAACAAGACCCGACGUAGCAAGAUAGCCCUGGCACCGGACGUACAUUACGCCCUGGCUGAUGGAGACUUCCUGCUGUUUGCCGACGUGGCUUGCCGAUACACUGUGCAUGACAAGGUAGAAGCAGAGACGACGGGUGUAGAGGAGAGCGAGGACGACUCUGUUAUGGUUCCCCCUACUCAGGGAGCUCUGGCUAUUGAAAAGACUCCAGGUGCUGCUAUAAGGAGGAUAGCACGGGGGGCUGUACUGGCCAGAGACUCUGGAGAUGAGGAUGAAGAGGAGGAAAGACAGACACGAAGGCACGAAGGAGGUUGUGGAUCCUUCAAGGACAGUUUUAAGUCCUCAAGUACAGGAGCCGUUUUCCCACCUGAUGCCGACACCAUUGUGCCUGAAAGUGAUGAGGAAAUUGAUACAUCCACAUCAGAGACACAUCUUCCUACACUAAAUCCACCAUCUGAUAGCGAUACAGACACCUCAAGAAGAAGCUCCUUCGUACCUUGUUCACAGAACAUCUCCACACCGGUAGUUCUUAAGGAUCAGUCCAAACUCAUUGCAAGGACGUUGACUGUUGUAGACAAGGAAGAAAUGGAACCCGGGAAACCAUCAGAUGCUGAAAUAAAGCUGAGGUUGGAAGUAGAGGAAUGUAAGAAGAACCAAGAAGCAAUGGUGGAGUCCACAUCUGGUGGUAUAGUGCCUGUACCUCAUGUAGAGCUUAUAAGUACAAUAGGUGACAAUGUGAAGAAAGAGCCGGAGUGUGAAAAGUUGUUGCAAGAUGAUGCAUUAAACAAGCCAUCUUCUGAAGGUAAACCAGUGAGUAGUCCGUGUGGUGAAGAUGAGAAUGUGGCAUCCCCAAGAAGUGAGACUCUUCUGGAGGCCACAAGUGAGUCAAAGCCCAAAAUUGAUGCUUCCAUGCAGCACAACAAUGAACAACUUUCAGACACGGGUGUAAAACCGAAAGAAGAGAAUGUUAGCGCAGACAUGGAGUCAGAUAUUUCAGAAGAUUCAACUAAAUCUGGAAUAGAUGUUAAAACAGAAGAAACAUCUGGAAUCCAAAGCAACAGGACUGGAGAAGACAGCAAUGGUGGAGCCUUGGGAUCAGGUGGAGCCGAAUUCCACAUGGACGGUGACACUGAUGAUGAUGAAGAUGAAGCAGUGACUACAGGACCUGAUCUGGAGAAGGCCCAAACGCAUCAUGUUUCCGAAAUGAAGGAAUCUGAGAACAAUGAGAAAUCUGUUACUGGUGGAAAUGGAGGUGGCUCAGACAGCGAUACUGAUGUUGAGGAUGACCUGAAUGUCAUGAAGUCUAAGAGUGAUGAUGAAGUGAACAAAACAAAGGAUGAACCCAGUAAAGGUGAAGGGACCGCUGGAUUUGGUAUAGACAGUGACACUGAUGAUGAUGAUGUUGUAGACAUUCCCAAGCCGGCUGAGAGCAAUGCCGAACUGGACUCUAAAAGUAACACUGAAGAGAAGAAAGAAGAAUUCCACGCGGACAGUGACACAGAUGUGGAGGAAGAUGUGUCCACUGCUGAAGUGAAGGAAACUGAGCCGGAAUCCUCUAAGGAGAGCGGAAAGGAAACCAAAGAUGUAUUCAACUUAGACAGUGACACAGACGUGGAUGAAGAGGACGAUGUCUCCAGCAGAGACGUGACGCAUGGACCACAAGACUCUUCAGCAAGCGCAAAUGUCAAAGAGGCGACAGGCGUGGAUAGCGGCACAGAUGUGGAUGAAGAUGACCAGAUACCUGGUGGGUCAAGUGUUGCCCUGGAAAAAAAUUCAACUGAUGAACCAAAGGUGGUGGCCAAAGAGGCAUCUGCACUACAUGUGGAUAGUGAUACAGAUGUGGAUGAUGAUGAUGUUGCACCUGAAGGCACCACUCACAACGACAGUGCUAAGACAGGCUCAGAUGUGACUAAGGCUGCCGAACUGCACUUGGAUAGUGACACAGAUGUGGAAGAGGGUGAUGCAGAAGAAGCUAAAGUGGACCCCAGUAGCGUUCUGGAAAAUGCAGGUGAAGAUCGGAAAUCUUUAUCUUCACCCAAUGAGACCGCCGCAGUAUCUGAAAUCUCUACUGAACAAAGUAAAAAUCUACCUGCGCAAAUCGGAACGGAGGAUGAUGAGACUCAGAAGUCGGAAUCUGAAAGCAUUGACUUGGAUAUGAUGCCCACACAGUGCUUCCUGGAACCCCAAGAAGAAGAGUCAGAAUUACAAGAUGAAGAGGAGGCUACACAAGCUUUUAUACUCAGUUCCACGUGGGCAGAGCCGGAUCCAUUCAAGCGUCCUGCCGAUCCCAUAGGAGUGCUGCAGAUUUCAUCAGUGACCUUGAACACAUCUGAGGAGGAUAUAGAUGAGAAUGCAGUAGCCGAAACGCAGGCGUUUUGCAGUGAAGCAGAACCAAGAGGGCCAAGUCUCCAAGAGACACCAGAACCUGUUGAUAGAAGUGUAGAGGAAACAGUCCAGUCUUCAGGUAGUGGAGAAGAUUCUGAAAAGGAAGUCCGACAAUUGCCCGAUGAACCCAUUUCCCAGGAUGCUACACAACCAGUCUCCCAGUGCUUGUCUGGAAGACCUCCGGAGACUGGUACCUGGGUGCACCUUAAAAGAGAAGUUCCAGCUUCAGUUUGGAUAAGAGGCAUCGAGCAGGAAGGAGAUUCUAAGGAUCUGGAAGGAGACAAGGAAACAUCAGAAGAUGACACCCAGGCUUAUGAGCAGUCACUGAAUCUGGAGCUUGAAGCCACACAGUCAUAUAUUGACUGUCCGCCAUUUACAACGGACACCCCGGCAGUGCCCACUGCAGAAGAAGAAUAUGCAGAACCAGAUGUUCCUUCAGAGAAGAUUGAGCAGCCAAGUAGUGAAGAUACACCGGCAUCAGAAAGUGAUGUCACUCAGCCUUACAGUCCCAGCCAUACAGUCCCAGGGGUGGACAGUGGUACUGCACAAUCUUCAGCGUCGUCUAAAGAAACUACGGGUGAUGGUGCCACUCGGGCUGAGAGCAUACACCCAGCUGCCACGGAAGACGAUGAGACACAGGUGGUAACCCCAAGUGUUCCUGCUGCAGAGGACGUAGUGCCGGAGACGUCUACUAAGAGCAAAGAAAAGAUCUCUUUACGGAGAGGUCUAAGCAGAAGUAAGAGAAAAGAGGAACCUGCACAGAAUAUCCCGCAGACAUCAUUGAUAACUGAAGAGAAGACCUUAUCGAUACCUGAAGAGAAGACCUUAUCGAUACCUGAAGAGAAGACCUUAUCGAUACCUGAAGAGAAGACCUCAUCGAGACCUGAAGAGAAGACCUCAUCGAGACCUGAAGAGAAGACCUCAUCGAGACCUGAAGAGAAGACCUCAUCGAGACCUGAAGAGAAGACCUCAUCGAGACCUGAAGAGAAGACCUCAUCGAGACCUGAAGAGAAGACCUCAUCGACACCUGAAGAGAAGACCUCAUCGACACCUGAAGAGAAGACCUCAUCGACACCUGAAGAGAAGACCUCAUUGACACCUGAAGAGAAGACCUCAUUGACACCUGAAGAGAAGACCUCAUUGACACCUGAAGAGAAGACCUCAUUGACACCUGAAGAGAAGACCUCAUUGACACCUGAAGAGAAGACCUCAUUGACACCUGAAGAGAAGACCUCAUUGACACCUGAAGAGAAGACCUCAUUGACACCUGAAGAGAAGACCUCAUUGACACCUGAAGAGAAGACCUCAUUGACACCUGAAGAGAAGACCUCAUUGACACCUGAAGAGAAGACCUCAUUGACACCUGAAGAGAAGACCUCAUUGACACCUGAAGAGAAGACCUCAUUGACACCUGAAGAGAAGACCUCAUUGACACCUGAAGAGAAGACCUCAUUGACACCUGAAGAGAAGACCUCAUUGACAACUGAAGAGAAGACCUCAUCAACAACUGAAGAGCCUCUGGACAAAGGUUCUGCAGGUCCUGGUUCUCUAAAGGAUGAACCAGAUCAACAAAGCACAGGAAAGUCACAACCAUUUGAACCUGAGAUAAAAGAUGAGCAAGUCCAAAAAGAAGUCAGAAGACGAGGUGGGAGGAGAACUGCAGCAUCACAGGACAAGGAUACAGCAAAGGAAGAAGUUCCUGUUGCAGCAACUUCUCGAAAGAGAACAAGUAAAAUAUCCUCAGAGGCUGAACCUUCAACAUCAGGGGUUAGUGAAAAGCGUGGCAGGAGACAGGUUCCUAGAAAGGGUGCAAAAAAAGAUGUCAAUGAAGAGUUAGAAGAGGAACAUAAGCAGUCUAGUUCCAAUGCUGUGGAAAUUAAGGAGAGUUCUGCCCCAGAAAUCCCAUCAGUAAAUCCAACUGAGGAGAUAGAAAGUGUGUCUUCAGUAGAUGACAAGAAAAGUAACACAGUUCAGCAGAUUUCUAAGGAUUCCAGGGAUCAAACUUCCUUGGAGAACAAGGAAAUGUUAUGCACUGAGGCUCCUGUUUCUUCAACAAAUAUUGUAAGUGAGGAGUCUAUGGAGGCAAAGGAUAAUUCUGCUGAAAAGGAGCCUGAUUCACGUCAGAAUAAAAAAACAGCAAGAAACAAAAGACGAGUGGCUACAAGGCUACAGAAUGAAGCAGAUAAGGAUGAAGGUAAAGAAGAAAACAUAGGAGAUCAUAAUUUGAAGACCUCUCAGGAGAAAGAUACGAGCAAACAAUCUUCACCAUUACAGAUACAGCAAGAAGAAAGUCAAGGUAGAAAAGCAACUCGGAAAUCUCGUGUUAAGCCUUCAGAUGAAGUUGAGGACACUACAGGUACAGCAGAAGAAAACAAAAAGAUGGAAGAAGUCUGCCAAGCUAGUCAAGUUUCUGGGAAUGAAAGAUCAAGAAGAACGAGGAGGAGUCUGAAGGAAGACGUUAAAGAGGAAUCUGAAAAAAUACAAGAGGUCAAGGGAAAAGCCAGAAAGAACACAAGUGUUGAAGAUGCUGAACUAAAACACGAAGAUAUGCCAGAAAGCGAUAAAAGACCAAAAAGAACCAGAAAAAAUUCUAAGAAGGAUACCACAGAACCAGAAGUGAAGGAAGAUGGUAAAACAGAAGGAAAGGAAUCUGUUACAAAACCUACAAGGGGACGAAAGAAUAUAAAAGAACAGCAAAAACCUGAAGAUAAUAUUGAACCUCAGGAAACGGCCAGCAGUGAUUCUCAAACAUCAAAAAGAACUAGAAGAGAAUGCCGAGGAGAAGACACGAUUGUACAAGAAACUGUAAAAGAAACUACCUCCAGAAGAACAAGAAGACACUCUAUGGAAGAAGAGGCUGCAAAAUUGGAAGACCAAACAAAAAUGCCUAGGAGGACUAGAAAGAACUCCAAGGAAGAGACAACAACUAAGGAAACGGUUGAUGAAAGUCCUGAAGAUAACAAAGAGGAAGCGGCUGAAGGAAAGACAACUCGAAAAACUAGAAAAAACGUCAAAGAUGAUGAGACAAGUAUGAAUGAGACAAAACAGACUGAGAAAAACUCCAAGUCUGAAAGAUCAUCAAGAACACGAGCAAAGGCAUCUGAUGAAAGUAAAGAGUUAAAUGAAGAUGUGGAAGACGUCAACAAGAGAGCAGAGGAGAGUCCUAAAGCGUCCCCACAAGAGGAGACGUCAAAGCCUGCCGGAGGGAGAGGCAGGCGAGCAGCUAAAAAAGAAGACAUACCUCAGUUUUCUACUCCAGUUGCUUCAAGGAAACGAGGACAAGCGACGAAGGCAGAAGUAGAAGUAAAGAGGAAGAAAUCAGACGAGGGUGAAGAUGAAGAAGAGCCGAGAGUGGUGGAAACACCAAAAAGUCGAAGAGGGAGACCAAGGAAACAGGAUACACAACAGACGCCGACUAGAAAGGAUGUCACCCCACCUGAUCCUUCCCCAUCUCGAAACACCCGUCAAAGGCAAAGUUCUGUUUUAGGUAACUCAUCAGAGCCCAUAACGCCCCGACGCACCAACCGAGUAUCCACUCCAGCACCUGCUACCAGACUGGCUCAGUCAGCAUCUGCUCCCAAGAUUCUGUUCACAGGGGUGGUGGAUACAGCUGGCGAGGAGACAAUCCGCUCUCUGGGUGGAGAUAUUGCAAAAUCGGUGUUUGACUGUACCCACCUGGUAACUGACCGGGUCCGGAGAACUGUGAAGUUUCUCUGUGCCCUUGCGAGGGGCAUUCCCAUCGUCACCUUGGACUGGAUAGAUAAGUGUAAGAAGAGCGGACGCUUCUUAUCCCCAACUGGAUUUCUUGUUCAUGACAAAGAACAAGAGAAAAACUUCAACUUUUUGUUGUCGGAAUCUCUGCAGAAAGCAAAGAGGAGUCCGCUCUUUGAGGGCUAUGAAAUUCAUGUAACUGCGAACGUCAAACCAGACCCGGACCAGAUGAAAGAUAUUAUCUCCUGCAGUGGAGCAACCUUCCUUGCUAAAAUGCCUCGGACAUUCAAGGAAAAAUGUGUUAUUGUGUCUUGUCCUGAAGACGCUGCUCGUUGCAAGUCAGUCCCAUCAUCAGUUCCGAUAACGUCAGCAGAAUUUAUCCUCAGCGGCAUCCUACGCCAGGAAGUGAACCCCACUGCCUAUCUGCUCAGCCCUGCGGACACUGGGCCCACCCCAGCUAAGCGGAAGCGCUAACUCUGGUGUACAUACCCACCAUGUACUAUGUAGUAGUAUUAUUUUCUUUUGUGCAGCAGCUUUUUUUAGGGAUCCAUGUUGGAGAUAGGGGAGCAACUUUUACAGGGUUAUGACCAUUUUUCUUAUGAAGACUUAAAGCAUCGGUCCUUGGGCAUUCUGCAAGACUUUGGACCUCGUAGUGGCAGCUUGUUUCCACAAAUGAACAUGGAAAAGCGUGUUCUGCAGGAGCCACAUGACAAGUGAAAAAUCGGAAUCUACUUCUGACCAAUAUGUUCGUUUUUAGUCCAUGAGCUUUGUAAUGUAUUUGUUUAUAAAAUUGUGUUUGGAUAAAGGCAGGAAAAGAGGGGAGCAUUUGGAAUUUUAAAGGAACAAAAUAAUUUAUAUUGUGUGGAGACGCCAUUGGUAUUGGUUUUAUCUGGAGUAUUCUGUUUUGCAGUCUUUGAGUACUGCGGGUAAGGGAAAUGUAUCCCCAUCCUAAAGAUAGAGGGGAUAAGUGUCAAAUCACGGGGGAUCUCCUGUAGGCGCCCCGGCUAAAAAGAGCUGUGUUUGAAGCAGUGGCCAACGCGCCCACUCCAUGCAUCUCUAUGGGAGAGCCAGAGCGCUGUACCCGGGUAUCUCCAGCUCUCCCAUAGAGAUGCAUGGAGGGGGUGUGUGGGCCACGCCUCCAUUUAUGAGGAGAGCCGGGAUGCCGUACAGGAGAGAUCGCAGGGGGUCCCAUCCGUAGGAUAGGGAAUACAUUUUCCAAACCCAGAGUACUCCUUUAAAGGACACAUCCCCUAUCCACAGUGGGAUCACCGGAGAUAGCCAAGUGCGGUACUUAGCUAUAUCCAUUGCACCCAACCAUAAUGAAUGGAGUGGCGUCACACAUGCGCGACCUGCUACUCCAUUUCCACAGGGGCCUCGGGUCCCUGUACUGAUCAUGGUGGUUUCAGUAGUCAGAUGCCCUGUGAUCUAACACAUAUAUCCUUUCCUGUGGAGAAGUGUGUUUAGGCUGGCAUGCGCUACCUAUCUGAAAUUAUUGCAGCAGGCAGGUUACGGGUAUCCCUGGCAGGGGAUGAUCCCAAAUCCGACUUGUGUUUUAGCGCUUC
Molecule: messenger RNA, 7997 nt
Organism: Hyla sarda
Lineage: Eukaryota; Metazoa; Chordata; Amphibia; Anura; Hylidae
Gene: MDC1
Product: mediator of DNA damage checkpoint 1
Exons: 16
Coding region: 16-6909 (2297 amino acids)
Biological process (GO): positive regulation of transcription initiation by RNA polymerase II
Cellular component (GO): nucleus
Molecular function (GO): protein binding
Source: RefSeq, a predicted model, not a curated record